AUGGGCAACCGCUGCAGCUGCGGGCGCCCGUGGCUGACGUCUCUCUCUGAUUCCAGGAACUGUCCUUCGCUUUUUAAAAGGAAGAAGGAAAAGCAAGGAACCAGUGUGAGACACGAGAGCCAACAGCACCAGCCUGGCAGGAAGGCUCCAGCGUAUGAAAAUGUCACAGAGUUUCCAGUCUAUGCUACCGUGAAUAAACCCAAGAACACAAAGCAGGAUGACAGCAUUCAUUAUGCAGACAUCCAGGUGUUCACCAAGGUGCGGGAGCGCUCUGCGGAAGAGGUGAAGAACUUGCAAAUGCAGAAUGCCACAGAGUAUGCCACCCUCAACUUCCCCCGACCCAGACUGAAAUACGACAGCAAGAAUGGGACCUUGGUUUAAAAAGCUUGGUAGCCCCUGCCUCCUUCAGCAACUAAAGGAUUUCACAGACGUAAAGAUGCUGCAGGCUCAGGCUAACUUCAUGAACACAUCUAGCCUGCCUGCAGAGCAGAGCGGCUGCAUCUUCCACCUGCACGAGAGCAUGCGCAUUAACUCUCACAUGAGGAAUAGUCGCCUCUGGUUCUGCUGGUCAAAAACCAGCCUGUUCCCCUUGGCUCUGCACAGCUCUGUGUGGGAAUGCAGCAUACAAGAUUCUGUUCUGGGGCAAGGGAGAUGUUGCCAUAGGAUUUUAUGCUGAUAUUAAGAACAGAAUGUGGUUGAUAGCAAGAGGAAAUUGCAUGGAAGUUCCAGCAGCAACUACCGUAAGGUCUUCCUCUGGUAUCAGCCGCUGCACACUGCAGUCAUGCACAUCGUGCAUCUCCUUUUCUCAAAAAGCAAUGUUUUCCCACCAUGCACAGCACACUGAGGCCAAGGCCAGAAACACAGAAUUAACCGAGGGAUUCAGAACAGUUCCUUCCAUUGAAGGGUGGUACCAAUUAACAUUCUUACCCCAACAUGCACAGAAGUGAGCAAUGAGCUCUUUUCUCUGAAAAUGAAAGAAGGAAAACCUGCAGCUUAUCUGAAAGGCAGCCACUUAAAACCACUGCCUAUAUUUAGGGUAGUUACCCAGUCCUUGGGCUGUUUGCAUACCUGAGACACUGUGAAUGAAUCCUGGACAAUUUUAAAGAGGACUUUGCACUUUUUCUCCAUUAAUUUUUUAUUCUGUGGUGUCAGCCUUAGUUAUAAAACCCUGCAACAUAGAGUACAUGCCAUGUGGUGUCUUCUGCUAAAGCUCCUGAAGACGCUUUAGAGAAUUUGCUUAUGGGUUUAAAAUAGUGUUAGCAAUGCAGGACAGCAACCGUCCACAAUCUUCUACCACGGGGCUGCAUGUGACAGUUGUGGUGUUGGGAGCUGAGAGGGCUCCCAAGCAGUGUCCUCGGGCCCUGAGUCAGUAGUUGGCACAUUCUGUUCCUAAGUAAUGGUCUGCACGGCCAAACACAAGUCGUGGAGCAACCUGUUUAUUGCCAGUGUUGAAAAAUGGACAUCCUGGUACCUUUUAUAAAUGUGCAAUGUUUUGCAUAUCAUGGCUCAUCUAAAUGUGAAAGGAAAACCAUGAGGGAGUUCCUCCUUGUGACAAAAAAUAAAGCUGGUACGGGUCCUGUGUGCUAAGACAGAAGCGCUGUGAGGACCAGUCCUACAACCGUUCUACCUGAACAGGUCUUUGUGCUCGUGCUGUCCGGCAGACAUCACCACGGCUAUUAUAAGGCCAGACUAAAGUUUGCAAAAAGGCUUUUUUAAAUCAUGAAUGGGGGCAGUCUAUUUUUCUACCUGAACAGGAUAUUUUCUUUUUAUCCGCGCUGAACCCAGCUGGGCUACUAGAAGGCCUGCAGUGUAAGAGUCAUUGAGGUUGGAAAAGACCACUGAGAACCCCGUGUCUGACGCAGCCCGCCCCGCCGUGCCCUCUGGGCGCCCCUCAGUGGGCAGCCUACUGAGGUACGGCGUGUCCUGGAGGUGGCCUCCCCAGUGCCCUCCGUUGGGAACGGCGGUAGUGAUUCGCCUUGAUUGCCAAGCCCCGAACUGAUCAGAAGCCAAAGUCACGCGUUCUGAAGUCUUUUCCUAAAACUUGCUUUUGCACUGAUUAACAGACUCCAACAGCCUGUCUCCUUCGUUUCCCAAGAGUGCUCGUUGGACAUUAAAGAUAAGAUUUUUGAAUCGAGCUGAUCGACUCGCACUUUCUUCCUCCUCCCGUCCUGACGGGAGGACGCGCCUCACG
Molecule: messenger RNA, 2191 nt
Organism: Phasianus colchicus (ring-necked pheasant)
Lineage: Eukaryota; Metazoa; Chordata; Aves; Galliformes; Phasianidae
Source: RefSeq, a predicted model, not a curated record